AUGUCCGCAGUGCUAUCCACACAAACUACAAGAUCCAUACUCUCAAACUCUGGUCGCAGAGCUGCCACCAUCGCCCUCAUCCACCGUCUCUACACCACCGCCUCCGCAGAACCCACCCUCAAGGAGACCUUCUCCCAACUCAUCCCCUCCAAGAUCGACGAAAUCAAGCAGUUCAAGAAAGAUCACGGCAAGACCGUCAUCGGCAACGUCCUCCUCGAGCAAGCAUACGGCGGGAUGAGAGGUAUCAAGGGAAUAGUAUGGGAAGGGUCCGUCCUGGACCCUGAAGAAGGUAUCAAGUUCCGCGGUCUCACCAUCCCAGAGAUCCGUGAUCAAUUGCCAAAAUUAGGGGAUGAACCAUUGCCCGAAGGUAUCUUUUGGCUCCUAUUGACUGGUGAAAUUCCAUCGAGGGCCCAAGUGGAACAAUUGAGUGCGGAUUUGGCCUCCAGGGCCGAAUUACCGGAACAUGUCGUGAACUUGUUGAAUGGCUUGCCCAAACAUUUACAUCCAAUGGCCCAAUUCUCCAUCGCGGUCAAUGCCUUGGAAUCGGAAUCUAAGUUCGCUAAGGCUUACGCUCAGGGGGUCAACAAGAAGGAAUAUUGGAAGUAUACUUUCGAGGAUUCAUUGGAUUUGUUGGGGAAACUACCAACUAUCGCUGCUACCAUUUACAGAAACGUGUUUAAAGAUGGGAAACUGGGUGCUUGGGACCCUCAGGCUGACUACGGGAAGAAUUUGGCUACGUUGAUGGGGUUCAAGAAUAAGGAUUUCAUGGAAUUGAUGAGAUUGUAUUUGACCAUCCAUUCAGAUCAUGAAGGUGGGAAUGUAUCUGCUCAUACCACCCAUUUAGUCGGCUCAGCAUUAUCCUCUCCAUAUUUAUCUUUGGCCGCUGGGUUGAACGGGUUGGCUGGUCCAUUGCAUGGUAGAGCUAAUCAAGAAGUCUUGGAAUGGUUAUUCAAAUUACGUGAAGAAGUUAAGGGAGAUUAUUCCAAGGAAACCAUCGAGAAAUAUUUGUGGGAUACUUUGAACUCCGGAAGAGUCGUCCCAGGGUACGGUCAUGCCGUCUUGAGAAAGACAGAUCCUCGUUACACUGCACAACGUGAAUUCGCAUUGAAACAUUUCCCAGAUUACGAACUAUUUAAAUUGGUCUCCUCCAUUUAUGAAGUGGCACCAAAAGUAUUGACCAAACAGGGGAAGACUAAGAACCCAUGGCCAAAUGUCGAUUCUCAUUCAGGGGUCCUAUUACAAUACUACGGCUUGACUGAAGCUUCUUUCUACACGGUCCUAUUCGGUGUCGCUAGAGCUUUCGGUGUCCUACCUCAAUUGAUCAUCGAUAGAGCCGUGGGUGCCCCAAUCGAAAGACCAAAAUCAUUCUCCACUGAAAAAUACAAAGAAUUGGUUGCCAAGAUUGAAAGUGGUGAAACAAAAGUUGUAUAA
Messenger RNA from Naumovozyma castellii, 1431 nucleotides. RefSeq names its product citrate (Si)-synthase CIT2 (gene CIT2). The coding region runs from base 1 to 1431 and encodes 476 amino acids. The transcript has a single exon. The record is from RefSeq and is a predicted model, not a curated record. Lineage: Eukaryota; Fungi; Ascomycota; Saccharomycetes; Saccharomycetales; Saccharomycetaceae.